Molecule: messenger RNA, 2406 nt
Organism: Propithecus coquereli (Coquerel's sifaka)
Lineage: Eukaryota; Metazoa; Chordata; Mammalia; Primates; Indriidae
Gene: RHOB
Product: ras homolog family member B
Exons: 1
Coding region: 385-975 (196 amino acids)
Biological process (GO): small GTPase-mediated signal transduction
Molecular function (GO): GTP binding; GTPase activity
Source: RefSeq, a predicted model, not a curated record
UCAUCUGCCACCGCAGUCUGGCUGUCGUCACCUCCUCUCCUCCUGUAUGCUUGGUGAGGCCUAGGGAGACCGGCGGGGAGCUAGGCCGAGUCCGCAGCCCGGGCCACCGUUGCGCACAAAGCCACCCACCCCGGCUCAGGGCGAGCAGAGCGGCCACCGCCCGGGAGCAGCGCGGCGAGACGCACGGUGCGCCCUAUGCCCCCGCGCCCCCACCGCCCCCGCCGCGGCAGCAGGAGCGCACCGAGAGAACGCGCCACCGUGGGGCCCCGGUGCAGCUAGCGACCCUCGCCCCCAGAGCGCAGCCCGAGGUGAGCAGUGAGCGGCGAGCGGGACGGCAGCGAGGCGUUCGCGGGCCCCCUCCUGCUGCCCGGGCCCGGCCCGCUCAUGGCGGCCAUCCGCAAGAAGCUGGUGGUGGUGGGCGACGGCGCGUGUGGCAAGACGUGCCUGCUGAUCGUGUUCAGUAAGGACGAGUUCCCCGAGGUGUACGUGCCCACCGUCUUCGAGAACUAUGUGGCGGACAUCGAGGUGGACGGCAAGCAGGUGGAGCUGGCGCUGUGGGAUACGGCGGGCCAGGAGGACUACGACCGCCUGCGGCCGCUCUCCUACCCAGACACCGACGUCAUCCUCAUGUGCUUCUCGGUGGACAGCCCGGACUCGCUGGAGAACAUCCCCGAGAAGUGGGUACCCGAGGUGAAGCACUUCUGCCCCAACGUGCCCAUCAUCCUGGUGGCCAACAAGAAAGACCUGCGCAGCGACGAGCACGUCCGCACAGAGCUGGCCCGCAUGAAGCAGGAACCCGUGCGCACGGAUGACGGCCGCGCCAUGGCCGUGCGCAUCCAAGCCUACGACUACCUCGAGUGCUCGGCCAAGACCAAGGAGGGCGUGCGCGAGGUCUUCGAGACGGCCACGCGCGCCGCGCUGCAGAAGCGCUACGGCUCCCAGAACGGCUGCAUCAACUGCUGCAAGGUGCUAUGAGGGCAGCGCCCGCCCCGCCUGCCCCUGCCGGCGCGGCUCCCCUCCUGGGCCCGUCCCCCACGAGCCCAGAGAAGGGGAGACCCGUGUCCGCUAAGGACCCUACCGGACUGCCUGGCAUCUGCUGGCGGCUCUGGCUCGCUCCGAAUCGGCCUGAGCACCGGGCGCCUGCUUCCCAGUGUCUGUGUGCGUCCAGCUGUGUUGCAUAGGCCCGGGCGCCCCGCUGAGUGCCAAGGGUCCCCUGAGCAUGCUUUUCUGAAGAGUCAGGCCUCAGAGUGUGUGGCUGUGUGUCUGUUCGACUCCCUUCGCCCCAUUUACACCCCGCCCCCACCUCUGGUCCCCGGGGGCGAGAUUGGCGCCCGAGUGUGGCCGCGCCCCAUCAGAUGUUCGCCCUUAACCAGCCAGCGCCUGCUAUCCCUUGUCUGUAACAUAGACCCCGGGAACUGCGGGAGGGGAGGGCUGGGAGGAUGGGGGGAUGUUAUAUAAAUAUAGAUAUAAUUUUAUUUUCGGAGGUAAGAUGAUGUUAUUUAAUGGUGGUGGUGGGUGGAGUGACCAGGGCGCUAAAACAGCUCUGGCCCUGGCCGGGUCAGGCGCCCAUCCAAGAAGGAACAGGACUUGGCCAUCUUUCCAACUCCUGGGGAAGACAUUUGCAACUGACUUGGGGCUGAGAGGACACAGCUUCCGGACACAGCGUCUCCUGCGGGCCAGCCCCGGGCGAAGCCCUCACCAGCCACCGGCGGGAGGAGAGAGGGUGCACUGCGGGCUUGUUGUUGCCAUAAGCGAACUUUGUGCCUGUCCUACAAGUGAAAAUUGUUUAGUCCAAGAAACUGAUGUUAUUUGAUUUAUUUAAAGGCUAAAACUUGGUUUUUCUUUUGGAAAAAAAUUCUUUGCACAAUUGUUUCAUUGUUUGACACUUAAUGCACUUGUCAUUUGCAUAAGACAGUAGCAUUCUGACCACACUUGUACGCUGUAACCUCAUCCACUUGUGAUGUUUUUAAAAAAAUGUUGAUGACUUUUAAAAAACAAGGAUAGGGGAAAAAAAACCCACUAAUUUUUGCUUUGUUUUCUUGAAAAAGGCAGCAACACUGUUUUGCGAUUUUAUUUGUGCAGGUUAUGCACACUAUUUUGAUAAAGGGCAGUAACAAGUAUUGGGGCCUAUUUAAAACUUCUUUUUUUUUUUCACAAGGCAGUGUCUAAAGCUAUGUGAAGUUUUCUCUGCAUCUCUGUACAGAGAAUAAACCUGUCCCUAUUUUCUUCCCCUUCCCUCCCGCCCAGUGGUACUUCUACUAAAUUGUUGUCUUGUUUUUUAUUUUUUAAAUAAACUGACAAAUGACAAAGUGGUGAGCUUAUGAUGUUUACAUAAAAGUUCUAUAAGCUGUGUAUACAGUUUUUUAUGUAAAAUAUUAAAAGACUAUGAUGAUGACAUUUAUAAAA